Neodiprion fabricii is the source of this 2468-nucleotide messenger RNA. RefSeq lists its product as uncharacterized. The transcript is spliced from 4 exons. The record is from RefSeq and is a predicted model, not a curated record. The coding region runs from base 290 to 526 and encodes 78 amino acids. Lineage: Eukaryota; Metazoa; Arthropoda; Insecta; Hymenoptera; Diprionidae.
AAGUGUAGCUAACACGAACAAACCUACCUCUGACUGCGUGAAGCUGAACGUGCGUCCAGCUGUGCUUUCGCGAUCUGAUCUAGUGGCCUAAUUCUAGAAUCAUCGGGGAGCGUCGUACCGACGUCACACUAGGAACCCUUCCAUACUUUAUUGGCAUUCUCAUUAGUCGAAAACUUUGCAGCGAGAUGCUACGGUAGCAUUUCGCUGCUCGUAAAAAUCCAGCCUAUCAUGACCCUGCGUGAUCCGUUUGGUCCUCGUAUUUCGGUUCCCCGAUACUUUUCAACUGGCAAUGGACAACCUCCAAAAUUUGGAAGAGAGAUGUGAAGAUGCAGUUUUCAAAGUCUGCGACGCUAGAGAACGUUUUUCAAGAAAAUGUGCAGAGGGACUCGACAACUAUCUAUUUUUGGAAACCAGGCUGGUGAUUCGAUGGCCGAACGAGUACUUCAUAUUGGAAACUAAUGUUUUGAAAACGAUGACUUGGCGUGUUACGCAGUCGUUUAUCGGUUGCUUGCCGCAAUGCGACUAACGCGAACACCUGAAACCAAGCCAAGCGGUUCUCUACCGCUCACGGAUGAGGGGCAAUCAGUGACCAAUAAACGGUACUGUGGUCAUUUUCAAUUGGCUCUACGCCAGCUGCGAAACUGGCAAAAAGUAAUAAAUAUAGUGUGGCAAAAAGCCGUACAACUGUCGAUGAGCUCCCAUGCUAGCUUAAAUAACCAGGAUCGGCAUGUACAAUGAGAGUUUGACAAACAUAGAUAUUAUAUGUCAAGGUUCAAUUGAAAACCAGUCGACAGUGCUCGAAAUACCACGUGAGACGACUUUGUGACAUAAAUCUGGACAAUUUUGAAUCUGGCGACGUCUACCUAGCAUAUCACUGUUUAGAUCAUUGUGAAUAAUCACGGUUUUCCGACUACUGAAUCGUCCUCAAAGCAGGGAACCGUAAGUGAUGAUUCUAAUGGAGGCAGGCAUACUCAUUUUGAAAGCACAAGCUCUAAUGAAGGAUUUCAAUCUGGUGAAACAGUGAAUUCUUCUACCAUAUUUUACUACAACAAACGUGGCACACUACAAAUUUUUGAAUAAAAUGUGUAUCAGUCUCAAAGGGGGUCGAAUGCAGAGCUGAAACUUUCAGGUGUUAUUCAACUUGUGCCAAGUUUUACAGAUCAUAACUUUAAACAAUGAACAAUUUUUGCGAAUUCGAGAAUCACUGCACAUAUACCGGGUCACCCAAGACUAUCGCCCCAUAGGCAACCGACGUGUUCCUCCUUGAAGUGAAAAUCGGCGACUGAAACGGUUUUUACUUUUGUUACGAAUUUUGUCAUUUGCGAACUAAAGUUGUUUGAAAUUAUCCGAUCUGAUAGCAUCUGAGCGCUCAGGAUAGCAGCCGAGCUCACGACGGUCAAAUGACGAUUAGCCAGCCCUGUUCUCGUUCUAUGCCGAGCCAUCAGAUGCUACUGGAUUGGCCAUUUUCAAACGGCUGUAGAUCGUAAACGAAAAUUUUUUCACGAAGAGUAAAUACACGCAAAGUCGCCGAUUUUCGCGAGGAAUACAUAUUAGUGACCCGUGGGGCGAUAACCCUGGGUCACCCUGUACAUGCCGCUUGUGUAAAAGUCUUCAGAACUGUUACACUACCUUGUAGGUUCGUUAUAUUUAAAGGUGAACUUGUAUAUGUUCUGCUUGUUGGAGAGCCAAUACGAGCCAGGAACAUUCAAGGUGGGCUGGGCCUGCACUUGACCGGUCCUAUCAGACUUGCCAAUACCCGAUAUACGUAUUCCAGGCAUUCUUUCGAUGGUUUCAAUUCUCGAAACAAAGGAACCAGUCUGGUCGUUUUUUCACCGUUGACGUUUUCCUCGACUAUGAAAGUCAAGAAGUACAGCACCCUUUGCUGAAGACCAAGAAUUUUGUUGAGUCGUUAAUGGAGCGCCCGAAAAAAAACAAAUAUUACUAAACAAUUGAUUCAGAGCAAAUUCGCUUCAACGGUAACAAGUUAGUUAUUAUUCAAUAUUAACAUUGCUUAGCAAUAAUCAAUUCAAAAUUGAACACGAAAGAUGUGAGGAAAUCCAAACUAAAAAUUCAUCAGAAACGGUAAAAUCAAGUAUAUGAAAACACUAAUUAAAAGGAGUAGUAUCGACACUAGGUAUUUAUGGAUCUUUAUUAAUGCCGAACUUGGUAAUAGAACAAACGGGAAAUGUGACACGGACCGGAUACUUAGCGAGAGCAAUCCGAAAAUAAUUCAGUGCGUAGUAAUAGCUAAGAUAACGGACACAACAUUUUGUAAUGUUGCAGGAUUAUUGAGAAAUAAAAUUGAGCUACCCAUUGAACAAACGGGAAAUAUGACACGGACCGGAUACUUAGCGAGAGCAAUCCGAAAAUAAUUCAGUGCGUAGUAGUAGCUAAGAUAACGGGCACAACAUUUUGUAAUGUUGCAGGAUUAUUGAGAAAUAAAAUUGAGCUACCCAUUGGUGCUGAAA